AACGAGAUCCUCGCUUCCCUGAACGAGCACUUCGACACGGUCUACAGCCUGGCCACAAAGCCUGACACAAUCUUCAAGCCUCCAGAGGAUGGCAAACGCGAAAAUUUGGCCAACGAGCCCAAAGCCAGUUUGUCAAGUGGGCAAGGAGACGCCGCUGCCGCCACUGCUGCAUCCGCUUCGAAAACUGCCGAGGCCUACGCUCGUGCGCAGAGCGGCAUGCCGCUGCGCUGCUGUGACGGCGGUUCUGAUUACGACGACGAGGUUCCCAUUGGGGCGGUGCUGGCGGGGGACUUGGCCUCAGAAGACGACGAGGAGGACAAGGACUUCAG
Ostreobium quekettii is the source of this 329-nucleotide messenger RNA. NCBI's taxonomy places the organism in Eukaryota, Viridiplantae, Chlorophyta, Ulvophyceae, Bryopsidales, Ostreobiaceae. The record is from the annotation of a GenBank genome assembly.